AUGGCUUCUCACAGAGCAGACGCCAGUGCUUUGCUUGAUGAGAGAGGCUAUAGCGGCCCAACAAUUCGCGGUCAGAACCCAGCGCUGCUGUUCGAGAAAGGUGUCCGUGAACGAAUCACGGAAUCAUAUUACUGGAAAGAACAAUGUUUUGGCUUGAAUGCUGCAACUUUAUGUGAUCGCGCAGCUGAGUUAACCUUCGUUGGUGGCACUUAUGGUGCCGUGGGUCGUCCGACACCAUUUCUCUGUCUGGCGUUCAAAUUGCUGCAGCUCGUUCCGGAGAAAGAGAUCAUUCUUGAAUAUCUCAAUUUCCACGAUGAGGGUGAGACCAUGGGGGAUCUCAAUGGAGAAAAUGCAAACGAUCAAGGUGCAGAAAUUGAUCAGAGGAGAAGGGGAGAUUUCAAGUACUUGCGCGCUCUUGCAGCUUUCUACAUUCGGCUUGCCUGGGAACCCGUUGAAAUCUAUCAAACCUUAGAGCCGCUAUUACUCGACUAUCGGAAGCUCAAAAGAAGAACCAGAGACGGAUUCACUUUAACAUACAUGGACCAGUUUAUCGAUGAUUUACUGACCAAAGAUCGUGUUUGUGCAACUUCUUUAUGGAAGCUGCCUCACAGGGCGAUUCUAGAGGAUUUGGACAUGUUAGAGCCUAGAACUAGUCCAAUACAGGCUGAACUGGACGAAAUGGAUGAAGAUGCUGCAGAAAAUGAUGAGCAAGAUGCAGAGGAUGAGGCUGGUGGGAACGAAGAUUCAGGUCCCAAUGGACACGCCCAAGAUUCGCCUUCUGGUCUAUCUGAGAACGAAGGUUGA
This is a messenger RNA of Verruconis gallopava, 804 nucleotides long. RefSeq lists its product as uncharacterized. The transcript has a single exon. Gene Ontology annotation, cellular component: precatalytic spliceosome. NCBI's taxonomy places the organism in Eukaryota, Fungi, Ascomycota, Dothideomycetes, Venturiales, Sympoventuriaceae. The coding region runs from base 1 to 804 and encodes 267 amino acids. The record is from RefSeq and is a predicted model, not a curated record.